GGCGCGAAGAAUGCGCGUCGCGCAUUCCUGCCCAGUCGCGCCCGGUCGCCAAAUGCGGGUUCGCUCGCGGAGUGGAGUCCUGGCCCGCUCUGACCUCGGCGAUUCUCUAAAGGAAACAGCUGCAUUGGAUGAGCUAAUUGAUCAGCUGCUCAGCACGAAGUCGCAACAACAGAUGGCCCAGCUGGUGGCUGAGAACAUCCUGGCGGUGGACACCAAGUUCUGGAUGCGCCUGGCCACACGCAGCGACACGGCGGGCACGCGGGAGGACAAGGAGAGGCUGCAGGCGGUUGCCAGCAGUGUGAUGGCGCUGGUGGAUGCGGUGCGGCGCCGCACGGAGCAGCAGCUGGAGGACAGCGGCAGGGUGCUGCAGGACAUCCUGGUAGCGGCUGCGGACGAGAAGGGCGAGUGGUACCUGCCGCUCAGCGACGAACAGCUCCAGCGCAUGCGGCAGGCACUAGAGCGGCACUCCGCCCGGCUGGACGAGGCGCUGCUGUCCAACGCAUUCGCGUGGAUCAAGAAGAGCUCGGAGGACGGCUUCAACGACAUGGUCCAGCUGCUGCAGGCGGUGCUGCAGCUCUACGCGGCGCGGCAGCUGCGCAGCGGGGAGACGAGCGGGGUGGAGGGGGCGCUGAACCAGGUGUUGUCAGCCCCCGAGCGGCAGUGGGUGCCGCUGCUGCGCUCGCUGGCGGGCGAGGGGGCCAUCAGCGAGGCGGGCUUCUCGGAGGCGCUGCAGCGGCGCAUGGAGGGGGUGGUGCUGGGGCUGCAGAGCGGCUCGUACGCGCAGAGGGUGCAGGCCGAGUACCUGAAGGAGCUGGAGGGCCGGGCGAGGGGCGUGUUUGCGGAGCUGUCCGCGGGGGGCGGGGAGGCGCAGCAGUAGCAGCACGCCAGCAGCAGGGCGAGAGGGAGAGGGCAAUCGCAGUACGUUCCGCCUCGCGGCCAGUUAUCUACACACAUAUGACAGCGGAAUCAGCGGAACCGCAAGACCAAGACGGAAAAGGCAGUACCGGCUGGAAACACGGGCGGGCGGGGGCCGCGCCUGGUGUGCCAAGAGCCGCCGGCACAUGUCAUCGUAGAGGCCUCUCGGGGCGGCGGUGAAGGGGGCGUGGGCGUGCAGGGCGAGGCGGUGGGACAGGGGGGUGCUAUGCGGGACGGCACACGGUGCAUGCGAGGGAGGGAGGGUAUGCAGAAGAGGAGAAGAGACAGCAAGACGAGCGGAGAGAGUACGACGGAAGGGGACCGACCCUCCGUACCCAGGGACAUGUACUGCGCUUACUUGCUUGCCCCAGGCGGUCCCAGCUGACCAGCGGGCUGGUCACGACUGUCCUGAGCUUGUGAGGUUGUUGCUGUUGGGGGAGCGAGGGGGGCACAUGGAGGUCACGGAUUGUGAGGGGAAGAGAGAGAGUGAGAACCAGAGCAGGCCUUGUUGUUGCCGUAGAACGCUGGCGAGAGUGUUGUCCGUGAGGUUUGCUGUCCUGGACCCCCCCUCCACGUCCGUGUUACCGGCAACGCGCAACACCUAUGUAAGCCCCC
Messenger RNA from Astrephomene gubernaculifera, 1530 nucleotides. The record is from the annotation of a GenBank genome assembly. NCBI's taxonomy places the organism in Eukaryota, Viridiplantae, Chlorophyta, Chlorophyceae, Chlamydomonadales, Astrephomenaceae.